Aphanomyces invadans is the source of this 789-nucleotide messenger RNA. RefSeq lists its product as hypothetical. Bases 42 to 569 code for a protein of 175 amino acids. Gene Ontology annotation, biological process: Arp2/3 complex-mediated actin nucleation; regulation of actin filament polymerization. NCBI's taxonomy places the organism in Eukaryota, Oomycota, Saprolegniomycetes, Saprolegniales, Verrucalvaceae. The record is from RefSeq and is a predicted model, not a curated record. Gene Ontology annotation, molecular function: actin filament binding. Gene Ontology annotation, cellular component: Arp2/3 protein complex; cytoskeleton. The transcript has a single exon.
UUUCUUGUCCGGCACAACAUCCUGGAUCAUCACAGACGAUAAUGCCCGCGUACCAUUCAGCAUUCAAUGAGGUCGCGUGCGCCGAUGCGUGCGGGUUCUCGCUUCUCCCGUUGAAAAGUCGCUCCAGAGGGCCGGCCCCUCCAUGCCCAGACGACCAGGAGGAUAUCGCGGAUGAGGUCUUGACUCUGUUUCGUGCGAACGUGCUGUUCACCAACUAUGAGAUCAAAGGCAACGCUGACCGCGUCUUGGUGUAUGGUACGUUGUUCACGCACAUGUGCCUAAAGCGGUUGGAGAAGUGUGCGACAAAGGCGGAUGCCCAGCGGGCGUUGGCGCAGAUCGCCGCCGACAGCUUCGCUGUCCCGGGUGAUCCGAGCUUUCCCUUGGGGGGGUUGGUCAAGACUGCAGCCAACUCGGCCGAAACUGAAUCGAUUCGCGGGUACCUCAAGCAACUGCGUGAAGCUCUUUCGACGCGCCUGAUUGACCUAGUCUAUGUCGAUGGUACGAACAAGAGCAAGUGGUGGAUGUUCUUCGCCAAGCGAAAGUUUAUGAACAAGGAGAUGCUCAAGUAAGGUCGAAUCUUGAGGUCCAUGACAAGCUUCGUAAGUUUUUCAUCAUGCAAAACGUCAUUUACAUGCACGUUGCCUAUGGGUCCCUCUUGACGCAGCUGUCACUCAGCGAGAUCCCGAACUCUUCGUAUACAUAACUCGGACGCGUCGACGACUCUUUUGUCCAUCGCCGUCAUGAGGCCUCUCUGGCCAAAGAAUGCAUGCGAAUCGUUCGCAUUCCCGC